Molecule: messenger RNA, 726 nt
Organism: Podospora anserina S mat+
Lineage: Eukaryota; Fungi; Ascomycota; Sordariomycetes; Sordariales; Podosporaceae
Exons: 2
Source: RefSeq, a predicted model, not a curated record
AUCUCAACAUCUUGCUUGCAUCAAAGAAUAUAUCAGCAUUCAUACAUCAUCAUCCUGGAUAUCGCCUCAUUAAUCGACACCGACUCGAAUAAGUCGACUGUGUCGCCUACCCAGCAGGCUCCCUCCGCCUCGGCCCCCUCCUUGUCUUCGCGAUUUGGCUUUGUGGUACCUGAAAUCCCUCCGGCGUCAACUCCGACUUCGGUAUUGCGUUCGAGUAACAAGCGCAGCAGGCCGCCAUCCGAAUUGCCGACACCAGAAAAAUGCAAGUGGUCUACUGAGGAGGAUAAUAAGAUUAUCAACCUCCGGGGCCAAGGGAAUAAAUGGGACGAUAUCUCGAAGCUCCUUCCAGGACGGAGCUCUGUCAGUUGCCGUCUUCACUACCAAAACUAUUUGGAGCAGCUUAAGCGGGAUGAAGAGCGUAAGAAUGAGUUUGCAAGGAAAUACGAGAGGCUCAAAUCCGAGAUGUGGACCAUACUGGCAAAGGAAAUGCCGGUCCCGUGGAGCGCCGCUGAGGCAAUGCAUUGGAAACUAGGCAAGACUGAAAUGGCGAGGCGGGCGGGGGUGGUUCUGUCUUCAAGAUAUCACCGGUCCCUAGCCGUACACGAGAGUCUUCCGUCGAGAUCUUCUUCCACUGAGCCCCUCGACAACGGCUAUGGAUCCACCCCCUCCACCACCACUGCCGACAACCUCUGCCCAGGCUACCGAGAACUCGACGGGAGCUCCUAG